Molecule: messenger RNA, 7793 nt
Organism: Dermacentor silvarum
Lineage: Eukaryota; Metazoa; Arthropoda; Arachnida; Ixodida; Ixodidae
Gene: in
Product: protein inturned
Exons: 1
Coding region: 275-2971 (898 amino acids)
Biological process (GO): establishment of planar polarity; nervous system development; cilium assembly
Cellular component (GO): cilium; cytoplasm
Molecular function (GO): protein binding
Source: RefSeq, a predicted model, not a curated record
GCUGUGGCCUGUGGCCCGAGGUUACGCGGUUACGCAAAUUGUUUAUUCUACGAUUGUGCUGUCACUGUGGUAGUAGGUGAAUAGAGUGCAAACACAGCAACGAUACCGGUCGAGCGCUGUGGUGGUAGUUGGUCUGGACCCGCCUUGGCAAUCACUUUGCCACGAAUGUCACUCGCUCGAGCGCUAGUUCAAGCGUCCGAUCAGAACGCAUGAAUCAAGAGGAACGGAGGUGCUGUUUUGAAGUUUUGACAACCUGCACACCAGCGCAAACAAAAUGACUUCAAUGCCUCAGACACUUCGAAUUUUGGAAAACUCUCAUGUUAACCGUGCUUUCACCGAAGAAGUUUGCGACUGUGAAUCGAGCAGCGCAACCCCGGACGGAUGCAGUGACAAGUCGUACGAACCAGAAUGGGCUGAGAAUAUUGGCCCAAAAGGCGAAUUGUUCUUCAUUGAACCAAGAUACAAGUCGUCAUUCGGUGCAAGAUCCGUCGCUGCCUCCGACAAGAGUUCCGGAAAUGACUCUCAAGUUGCGCGUUCCAAAGGUUUCGGCUCUGAAGCUAAAAACAAGAUCCGAAGCUUAGUGGGACGCAAAAAGGUUAAACACCACAGUGGUGAUGGUGAGCUCGACGUUUCGCAGUGUCGGAAAGAGCCAUCGCUGCGCUCCUUCAACAAAGCAGAAUGCAUCGAAGUGUUCAUUGACGUCGAUCCGGCCCGCCACAACUAUGGACGAAGGGCGACAAUCUGCGAGGCGCUCUUUGGCAUAAUACCUGGAACUCUACCGUCGAGGCUUGCCACCGCUGAAAUGCUUGGUGAAUGCUCACCAGUAAUGGUGCAAGGACUUUUGCCAGAUGGUGAGGCCAUUAAGACAGGAGCUAUUAAAAUCGGAGAUGUCCUGAGAAGUGUUGAUGGCUCCAGUGUGAAUGAGAAGAACAUUGAUAGCAUUCUGCGAGGCAUUUCCAAAGCACAAAAGGUAAAGCUCCAGUUUGUUCGCCCUGAAGAGAGCACACUUGCGGGAUGUGACAAGUACACAUACCCUCAGAGUAUUGAUGCUCAAAGCUCACUUAUAAAACAAUUAUCUGGUGACAGUGCAAUGGUUCAGCAAGUGAAACAGCAACUUCACCAAGUACCUCAUGCAUUCCUCUAUCAAGGAUUCUGCAGUGACAUGCACCAGCAGAGUGAGCCAGCACGUCGAACUGAGCAAUUUUAUCGAUUUCCUGACCAUGAUCAUACGCUUUCAAACCUUAGGGGCAUGUUUGUGACUCUGAGUUGUGUGCUUGGAGAUGUUACUGCAACCAAGCCACAGAGCAGCAGCCUCACUGUGGAUGGUCAUUUGGUUCAUGUCGCCUACUUUCACGAAGAAAACGGCAUGGCUGUCCUCUGUCUUCCAGCAGCACAUGCAACUCCAGAAGAAGUUCGUAGUUUUCUUUUGGACAUUGUUAAGCUAUUAAAGUUGGAAUACAGGUCAUUGUCACAGGCCUUUAGGACCGUGGAGGCUCAUAGCUGCGUUGACCUAUUCCUGCUCCACUUCUUUCGGGAAAUGCUUUUAGACCCUGGACAAGAAUGUAACAGGCUCAGGUUCAUACGUUCCUUACCUCAUGUACAUUGGUUACACCUUCCCACGGAAGCUCAAGCUCACGUUGACACUGUGCUAAGUGAGCUCGAAUCAGCAGACGUGUCCGAGGCAUUUGAUCGUUCAUCCAGGUGCUUUACAUUCCUUGGCUCAUGUGCUUUCUACAAGGGCUUCCUUCUUGGGAACCACUUGGCCAAGGAUUACCUUGAAAGUGUAUUUCUGUAUUGCCGCCACUACCAGCUACUGACACUCACAAAAGAAGAAUCAGUUGGGCAGGUGGUGGUGUGGAAGGAAAUUUUCCUUCGAGAUGAGUUCGUGACUGCUCGGCAUUUUGUGCUUAUUGUGGGGCUUAAGCACAGCAUCAUACUGUCACUUUUAGAAGUUGGUGGCUGCGCAUCUGUUUCUGAGGAGAAUCCUGCACCUGAUGCAUUUUACAUUGAUAGGGUUCAAAACUCCUUGCUGCAUCUUGAAUCUCUCGGAGUGCUCUCCAUGGCUGAAGGUUGCCUUUUGAAUUGUGGCUCUGCACCUGGCUCGACAGCCAGUUCUGCAAGCUCCAAGAGCUGGUGCCAGAGUUCAAUGAAAGACAGUCAUUCAAGCUUGUCCCUCCCUGUUCCUCCGUCACUCUCCCCAAGACGAGCAAGGAAGAGUAGUGAUGUAGAACAGUGUCAUCUUUUGCAUUGUACAAGCAACCACUUUGACUGUUCUGAGCAUGACCCCCAGAUGAGCAGAAGCUACAGCAGCUGUAGUGACUCAAAUGGGCUACGUGCCAGACACUGCUCUAUUUCCACCAGUUCUGAUUGUGACUCUCGUACCAGUGGCAGUGAUCUCUACCAGGGACGGGAUGAAAAAUUGCAGAGAGCUUUCACCAGCAGUUACGACCUGAGCAGCCUCCGUCGCAGCCUCGAAGAUGGCAGCAGUCAAGGCCAAAACCAGGCACAAUAUUCACAGUCAAUGACCUGUGCUGAUGAAAAUCUAGUUUUUCACUACCUCAGUAUAGAUAUGGCAGAGGGUGUCUUUGUAGCACCAGUGGAAUGUGCACUUAAGAGCAAUCUGGGUGCCGAGGUUGUUGAAAACUUCUACCGCUGUUGCCUAGAAAUCAGGAAAGUAUUUAACAGCACAGCAAAAGACGCACGAACUGCAAGGGAAGAUGAGAUAGAGUGUGAGAGCAAGUUCCUUUCAGACAGGAGCCUUUCGUGUGUAAAAGAGCAUGGAGUGCUUUUUACCUGCCCUACCUCCAGUGGCAGCAGAAGCCGGGCCAAGGGUCCAAUUUCAUACUGGGUUGUGGGCCGUCUGUUUGCCGACAAGUGUCAACCGAGGGAGGUUUAUGUCUGCAUGCAUGAGGAGGCUUCUGCAACUGCAUUGGAGAUGGCAUUCAGGCUGUCCUUUGGCUUGCAGAUAUAAGCUGUAUCCUUGUCCUUCGUAGCUCCUCCUUUGACGAGUUACCAUAGAGGUGUCAGGUGAAGCAUGUUCCACUAUAUUUAUAACCACAUAAUCAUUUGGCAUUACUUUUGUUGUGCUUUAUUUAUUUGUAGCAUUGCAUUGAUGUUUGGUGUUACAUGUCACAGCUGUGUUUGAAGUGUUCACUUGGUUGCCUAAUAGGCUGCCUAUAAUUAGGAGUUAAUGUUUUGCGUUCAAAGCAGAAAAUGCUAAGAGUAUGCUGAAUCUAGGCUGGGAUAACCUAAAAUUAUUUAACUCGGUUUUUAUUCCAACUCUGCCAUUAGACCUCCGUGAUUGAUCAGAAUGGCUCAGUCUCUGUCAAUAUUAAUGGCGGACUUAGAUUAAAAAGAAAGUGGAAUAGUUUUAACGUUUUUCCAGCCCUAUUCUCAGAACUUCACUUCUGAGAAAUAUCAAUGUUCAUUUUGGCACAGGAAAAAACUUAGAAAGGGUAAUGAUUAUGUAUUCGCAAAUUUUGUGAUGGUAAAGUGUUAACAAGUGAGCAGUACAAGUGUAGCACAGAAAUAUUGCUAAUCUUAAGAGAAAAUGGCAAAAAAAGUGCACUUGCACUCAACAUUAUAAAUUAGUUACAUUCACUAUGAACUGUGAAAUUAUUGGUUUCUCCUUAUCAUAAAGUAAGAGACAAUUUUGGUUGGAUACCCAGCCAAAAUUUCAAUUGUGUUGUAGAUGUUUAAAGUAAAAGUGAAAUAUAUUCCUCAUUGCAGCCAUCAUAUUUUUAAGAAUAAUCAGUUCUCUGGGUUGAUAUGUACAAAAGUUGCAUACACCUCAUGACAGUACCACCCCAAUUCAAUCUCGUGUAUGUGUACACACACAUGUAUGUAUUGCACACACCUUAUUUAAUACUGCACAAAUUUCACAUUAAUAAACAAGGGCCACAGUAUAUCACCUUAAACUAGACAUACAGCAUAGAUUGCAGAAAAGAUGGAUAAACUUUCAUGUAAAUAAUGACCACAAUAAAAGUGGUGAACCCUUUUGUGAAGACAAAUAGAGAAAAAAAAAAAGUGAAGCUUUCAAUAAAAGAUAAAGUGAUGCACGCACAUAAAAAAAAAUAUGGAAGCUGUCUCUGAACCUGCAAAAAAUAUAUAUAUCCAUUAAUAAAAGCACUGCUGAACCAUAGCAAAUAAUCAUUGCUGUAAGUUGGGCAAAGUUGGUUGCUGACAUUACAAAAUAUUCUUGCAGCGCUAAGGAAGAUAAAACGCACGCUAAAUGCUCAGGACAGGGGGGUGCUGGUUCUGUGCUUUUUGUGUUUGUGUUUCAUCUUCCUCAGCCCUAUGAACACGAAUUUCAUUAUGCUUUACCGAGUAAACUCUAGUUGGUGAAAUGACUGAGAAAAGACUUGUUGCUCUGCCAUAUGUAUCGCUUCAUUUGUUCCAUGCCUGGGGACUGGGUAAGCGUACACAGUGUAGACCGCUUAUAACGUAAGUUGCUGUAGUCGUGAAUAUCUGCACUAAAGGCGGUACCGCACUAUGACCAAAACAACGAUUUUCAAGCCCUGCACGUAUGCAAAACAUGUAGACCAAGCAGCCGCGCGUAUCCGAGAAUCGAAGCGUGCGACUGGGAGUUUUGCUUCCGUGUAAAUUUACGAACGUUGAAAGGUUAAUGUCCAAGUACCCACGAUCUUCGCAUGAAGCAGACAAAGUAGUAAUUAAAAAAAUUUCUCAGUUUCGCCCGAAAGGUGAAGCAUCAAUUGCGAUAGCAAAUUAGUAGAGAACUAUAAGGAGUAGGGAUAGUAGUUUUAUCGGCUGCAUAAACUUGACACAUUCGCUUACUAACUGAAUUAACAAGUGUGGUGUCAACGCACACAAGCAAACAUGAAUAGACUCGAUGACCGCAGACAACCACUGUCAAAACGCGACCGCCGCAGUGAGCGAAGGUUCGUGCGGUCUAUCGCUUCAACGAGAAACUGAGCGGCGUAAGCACAGCGCGUACAAAGGUCAGAGCCGUGUGGAGAUUGCUUUCAAGAUACAGUGCGCGCGACAGCCGGCACAGCCGCGAACGCAUUAGUUGGCAGAGUAGAUGCCGCCCUCUCCCUCCCUCUCGUGCUGCCUUCCUGCUUUGCUCCUUUCGCGUGGGAGAUUGCGUCGUACAGUAGUUCCCACCAGUUCCCCCUGCGCCCGGUUGCAAGAUAAGCAUUUGGUGCCGCGGCACAGCGUCACCCCCCCUCCCUCGCAUAUACCCUAUGGUCUUUCGCGCGAUGUAAAUCGCGUUUGCUCUCCGCUGUGCGUUCGCUCUCCGUGAAGGCGCGCGUCCCCCGCGCACUUUCACUCGCACAUACGGCGCGCGGCAACGAUUUUAUCGCCCUUGGACUCGUGCUCCACGUCUCAUGCUCCUCCUCCGCAUCACCCACGUUGAUCUCUUCUCCCAUUGGUGGGCGCACCUCGUUGAGAAGCGUGCUCGCUACCGCCCUUGUCGGCGAGAUUUUCCCGCAGAAGCCUCAUUAUAACCGUUAUUUCGUCUCACGCGGCUGCACUGUAAGCGGUAUGCGUAUGCAAGGAGUGCUAUGGGAAAAUUAAUGGGAGUCUGAAAAGAGCGUACUAUAUCCGGUCCUGCACUAUAAGCAGUUACGUUAUAAGUGGUCUAUACUGUAUAUGGACUUAUCUGAUCUUACAAUUCAGCAGUUUUCACUUGCUUAGCAUAAUGCACUUAUUACUUUUAGUAUUUUUUUGGAUGGAGUGGGAUAUACAAACAUAAUUUGUUCAUGAUAACUGAAAUUUUAGGAACACAAAAUUGGUAUCCAGCAUGCAUUGUCUUUUUACAUCCUAUUUACAUUUGUUUACCAUGAUGUGAAGUGGUCUCCUCUCUCUGAGUAUAUAUAUAUAUAUAUACACACACACAUGCACACACACUUAAGCAGUUAUUAAAACAUGUAACUUCUUUCUACAGAGAGCUUCUUUUUGUACUUAAGUAGGCCGUUUAACCCUCUGUUCGGGGAAUUUUAAGGCCAUUUUAAAGAAUACUUAAUGGGCUCUUUAUACUUCCUGUAUAUCCAAUAUAAGUAUAUAGAAGUGCCAAGCACACAACUUAACAAAUUAAGGAAGUCAAAGGUGUCUUACCACUUCAUUAUGAAGCUGGACUGCACACCUAUGUAGUUAAAAUCAUUUAGAAGCCUUUCUAUUCUUUUGACUGCUUCUGAACGUUAACAUUUUUGUUAGCUGAGAACUGUGGUGGUUCAUGCCUUGUAUAAAAAGCAAUUGCGUGCUGGUGCUGAAGUUAUAAAUUUCAAAAUUAAUGUCUGAAGAGUGGUAUGUUCCCAGAGGGUAGUAUGGCACAUUAAAAGUGCCUUGCAUCUAUAUUAUGGAAGCCACAGUGUUCUGAGAAAGGUAUGCUGCCCAGCAGUAAUGUAUGGCCAUAGAGGAUUAUAAAACACUAAAUGUUUAAAAGGCACUCAUUUUGGAGGAUAAAGUAAUCCCCAAUUUAGUGUAAACUUGGCAACAUGGGAUUGGAAGCAAAAAGUUUAUCAGUGCUCGGACAGUUGGUUGGUUGGUUACUUGAGCCUCCAUAAUGAGUGCCUUUUAAACGUGGUAUUCUUACAUAUGUGUGAACCAAGAUGCAGCCAAAAUCUUGUAGUGUACUGCUGGUCUAGUACAGUCUCAUCAGACACCACCACCAGUCACCAAGCAACAAAGCUGAAAGCAAAGUGACAAUUCUGCACCACUCGCACCAAGUUGGACUGGCUAUGGAUCCAGUGGUCUAAUGGUCUACCACUAGUCUGUGGUGUCCACAUUUACUGGCUGCUGGACAGAAUGCCUUGUUUAUAAGACAACCUAUAAUCAGGCUUUCAUUUAAAGGAUUUAGGUUAAAGUGGAGCAAAUCUAUGCACAUACUUAGCUCAGAUAUUUAGCUUCAAAGCAAGAAAAGUUAAAGCUUCGGAAAGCACAUGCGUCAUCCAAAAUGCACAUCCUUAUUGACAUGAGCACAGUCUAUAAAAAGCGUUAGUUGAGCCAGGCCAAUUAAUAGGGUUUUUUCAAAAACAUCUCCAUCAUUUCAUGAUCCUCAACACAAGUGUGAAAGAGGGCAGUCAAUAUGCAAGUUUUGCAAAUAUCUUUUUGUCUUAGAUUUGUCCAUGUUUGAGUACCUUUUGUGCAAGACUAAUGGUGCAUUAGUUUGUGUCAUUUUGUGUGGCUGCAUUUAAACAAAUGUUGGAUGUGAAUAACUCAGGGUUUCUCUGAGAUGUCAUUUUACAGCUCCAUGCAAAAAUGAUACUUGUGCACCACGUUUAAUACUUUUUAAACAUGUGUCAGCCCAACAUCUGGGGAGGGGUCUUCCACUGUUGGCAACUUACAGAGCAUGUCCAAUAUGAAUGAAAUGUAAGGUGGAAAGUUCUGAAUGACAUAUAACAAGGCCUACUACUUGUUGAAUGAAUGGUUUAUUCUGGGCUGGGAUGGUGCAACGUAUUCCAAUGCUUUUCUUUUUAGUGCAUCAGCGGUACAAGCAGCACUCUGCCUACGUUAUCAGCAAGAUCAGCUGGUCGUUAUCAAUAGAUAAGAAAGAAAAAAAUUGUUACAUUAUACCAGCUCUGAAUAAUCUGUUUUUACACAAGCCUUUUUUGUGUACUUAGUGGUUAUUUGUCUUUGCCAAGCGAGUGUUAACAUUUUGUUGCAUUUUAAUCAAGCUUGAAAUGCCACACCAUGUUCAAUUAUCAUGCAUACUUAUUGCUUUUAUACUCAUUUGUCACUCUCUAUACUGUUGGACAUAAAUAUAAAGUUCAUCCUAUUACUUGGAAAGUCUGAUGCAAUUUGCCUGUGGACCAGUAGUGCCUCAUACUAUG